AAUUAAAGUGAGGGAGAAAGCAAAACGCAAAACAGAAGCGAGAGAAUUUUCGUCAUCAUUUAUAAAUGUCGCGGUCGAACCGUCCCAUGCACAAUUCUGCUCUGUACUCAGACUGAUCACAUUCUCUUCUCUUGUUUUCUCUAAAUUCCCUAACAAUGGCGCUUCCCGCGCAAACCAGUGAGGUUGAUGCAUGGGAAGCGGUCCUCCGUCAAACGAAGGUGGCCGUGGAUACCAACGCCGAUCCUAACGCGUGGGCCUUGGGAGUGACGUCGACGCUUCGCUCCUCCGCCGUCACCCUCCCUUCUGUCGAACUCGCUUACCGCUUGGUCUCUUUCUUCUUUUGGGACAACCACUGCGCCACCGCGUGGAAGCUUCUGCACACCGCCAUGUCCCUCAACUUGCUCCCUUCCUCCCUCCUCAUGGCUCUUCUCUCCGCCACGGUUGUUCCAAGCAGACAACUCUACCCUACUGCUUACAGACUUUAUAUGGAACUCCUCAAGCAACUUGAUGAUAUGCUUGCACGUUGGAAUGUGAACUGUAUCAUUGCACUUGUUCAAUUUGAACUGAACAAAUCCCGCAUGAUACAACCGAAGCCUAAUCUAGCUAGUGAUGUUGCAUUGAGUCUUUGCCUGUGUUUGUUACUUGCAGCAUCAUUAGAUGAUGAAGGGUUAUUAGAUCACACUGCUGAGAAUAAGCCUAGAUGGCUAAGCAGGUCACAUGAUAUGAAUAUUGAUGGACCUGACAGCUUUACUGAAAAGAAAACUGAGCAAGCAGAGGGGUUUCAGAAGAAAAAUACAGCAAUAGCUAUUGAGAUCAUUGCAGAAUUUUUGCAACAGAAAAUGACUUCAAGGAUCCUUUCCUUAGUUCAUUGGAACAUUUGGUCUUCACUCUGGCUUCCUAUUGAUCUUAUCCUGGAAGAUGCUUUGGAUGGAGCACAAGUGGCAGCAUUUAGUGCUAUUGAAAUUAUUACCGGUAUGGUGAAGACUUUACAUGUAGUUAAUGGCACUAUGUGGCACAAUACAUUUUUGGGUUUAUGGGUUGCAGCACUGCGUCUGGUUCAAAGGGUUGGAAUUAUUCUAACAGAAAAGGAGAGGGAUUUAAAAGAAGGUCCUAUACCUCGCCUUGAUACCUGCAUGUGUAUGUUACUGAGCAUUACAACCCUCGUGGUAACUAAUAUUAUAGAAGAAGAGGAAGGUCAACUUAUUGAAGAACCUGAACAUAGCCCUACAAAUCAAGGGAAAAAUAAACUGGCUCUGGGGAAGUGUCAUGGGGAAUUGAUUACCAGCUUACAGCUAUUGGGUGAUUAUGAGUCCUUACUGACACCACCUCAACUUGUUCUUGUGGAAGCCAAUCAAGCUGCUGCCAAAGCUAUUGUGUUCUUAUCAGGAAACCCUUUACUUGCAGCUGGAAACUUGCGACAUCUAAUUGUUGAGGCUUGUAUUGCAAAAAAAUUGCUUGAUACAUCAGCUUAUUUAUGGCCUGGCUAUGUGAAUACAUGCAGCAAUCAAAUUCCUUGUAGCAUUUCUAAUCAUGUGUCUGGCUGGUCAUCGUUGAUGGAGGGAUCACAGCUAACUCCUGCAUUGGUUAAUGUCUUAGUUGCGACUCCAGCUUCCAGCUUGGCAGAGAUUGAGAAAAUAUAUGAAAUUGCAAUCAAUGGUUCAGAUGAAGAAAAGAUAUCUGCUGCUACCAUUCUAUGUGGGGCAUCUCUGGUACGUGGUUGGAAUGUACAGGAGCAUACCGUUCUUUUUAUAACAAAAUUGCUUUCACCUAUAGAUCCUCCUAAUUACUCUGGGGCUGAAAGCCAUUUGACCAGCCAAGCUCCAUUUUUAAACGUUCUUCUUAUUGGAAUCUCAUCUAUGGACUGUGUUCAUAUAUUCUCCCUACAUGGUUUGGUUCCAUUACUUGCACCAGGACUAAUGCUAAUAUGUGAGGUUUUUGGAUCAUGUGUUCCUGAUUCCUCGUGGACACUUGCAAGUGGAGAAAAACUCACUCAUUGGGAAGUAUUCUGUAAUGCGUUUACUCUUUUGCUGAGGUUCUGGCGGUUUGAUCAUCUACCUAUUGAACAAGUGAGGAGCGAUGCAACAACUCCACCAUUUGGAUCACUACCUAGUCCUGAAUGCCUUUUAUUAGUUCGAAACUGUAAAUUGGCAUCAUUUGGAAGAACAGAAAAGGAUCAACAGAGGCUCAAAAGAUGGCCAAAGAUUUUAUGUUUUUCCGUAGAACCUGUAUUCAUGGAUUCCUUUCCAAAAUUAAACUUUUGGUAUCGGAAACAUCAAGAAUGCAUUGCUUCAUUCCGCUCUGGUCUUGUGCCUGGAAGGCCUGUUAAUCAAAUUGUUGAUGCUCUACUCAGCAUGAUGUUUAAGAAGGUAAGUAACGGUGUCAAACCUUCGACACCUACUACUUCAGGAAGCAGCAAUUCAUCUGGGAAUGCAUUGGAUGAUGCUUUAAUGAAACUAAAAGUGCCUGCCUGGGAUAUCCUCGAAGCUAUUCCCUUUGUGCUGGAUUCUGCUCUGACAUCUUGUGCUUAUGGGAAAACCUCUACCCGUGAACUGGCUACAGGUCUCAAAGAUCUAGCCGAUUUUCUUCCAGCUUCUUUGGUUACCAUUGCAAGCUACUUUUCAGCUGAAGUUACACGGGGCAUAUGGAAGCCAUCUUUUAUGAAUGGAACUGACUGGCCUAGCCCUGCUGCAAAUCUAGCACAUAUUGAGCAACAAAUAAAGAAAAUCUUAGCAGCCACAGGUGUCAAUGUCCCAAGCCUUGAUAUAGAUGGGGAUUCUCCAGCUACACUUCCUUUUCCUUUGGCAGCUUUUGUAAGCCUCACAUUAACAUAUAAACUCGACAAGGCCACUGAGCCAUUCCUUGCACUGAUUGCCCCUGCUAUGAAUGCCGUUGCUUCUGGUUGUCCCUGGCCCUCCUUGCCCAUUGUGACCUCUCUGUGGAUCCAGAAGGUGAAGCGUUGGAGUAACUACUUUGUGCUCUCUGCUUCCAGCACUGUUUUCCACCACAACAAGGAUGCUAUAGCUCAACUACUAAAAAGUUGCUUCACAUCCACCCUUGGGUUAGGCUAUGGCAGCAUUUAUAAUAAUGGCGGUGUCAGUGCCCUCCUUGGUGAUGGUUCUGUUUCCCGAAUAUCCAAUGGGAUCUCUCCAGUGGCUCCAGGAAUUCUUUACAUAAGAGUGUACCGGUCUAUUGGAGAUAUCACCUUAUUGAUUAAAGAAAUUGUGCCUAUUUUAAUGCUUUCAGUUACAGACAUUGCAAGUAGUGAUUUGAUGCCCAAGGGGGUUGUAAGGAAACCAAAGAAAACCAAGUUUGGGGUAAAAUAUGGCCAAGUUUCUCUUGCCAGAUCCAUGGCACGUGUCAAGCAUGCCGCUCUACUCGGGGCUUCAUUGGUUUGGAUAUCAGGUGGACAAAAGUUGAUUCAAUAUUUGAUGAGGGAGACUCUGCCUUCCUGGUUUUUAUCAGCUACCAUGUUCGAGCAAGAUGGUGGAGAAUCUGGAGUUAUGGUUGCUAAGCUCAAAGGUUAUGCACUGGCAUUUUUUGUUUUUCUUAGUGCAGCAUUUGCCUGGGGUAUUGACAAUUCGUAUUCACCAAAACAACGGGCAGAGGUUGUCGGCUUGCAUUUGAAAUUUCUUGCAAGCACCCUGAACAGGAACGGAGCAAUGUUUUCUCGUUGUACUACUUGGAAAGCCUAUGUGUCAGGGUUAGUGAGCUUGAUGGUGGGUCAAGCUCCAUCAUGGGUUCGGGAAGUCGAUGCUGAUUUGUUGAAGAGACUGAGCUGGGGAUUAAGUCAGAUGGAUGAACACAAGUUGGCUCUUCGCCUUUUGGAAAUUGGAGGAAUAGGUGUCAUGGGUGCAGCAGCUGAAAUGAUAAUUGGAUUUGAACAUAGAUCUUAAAUCUAUCUGAACUUUCAAACUAUUCUGUAGUUAGACUAGAAAGAUUGGUCAGAUUGACUAUCAUAUCUACCAAAAUAGAAGAAUAAUGCAAACAAGAUCUUUGCAAUGAA
This is a messenger RNA of Glycine soja, 4003 nucleotides long. RefSeq names its product mediator of RNA polymerase II transcription subunit 33B-like. The record is from RefSeq and is a predicted model, not a curated record. The transcript has 13 exons. Bases 156 to 3893 code for a protein of 1245 amino acids. Gene Ontology annotation, biological process: regulation of phenylpropanoid metabolic process. Gene Ontology annotation, cellular component: mediator complex. Lineage: Eukaryota; Viridiplantae; Streptophyta; Magnoliopsida; Fabales; Fabaceae.